Molecule: messenger RNA, 324 nt
Organism: Paraglomus brasilianum
Lineage: Eukaryota; Fungi; Glomeromycota; Glomeromycetes; Paraglomerales; Paraglomeraceae
Source: the annotation of a GenBank genome assembly
AUGACCGAACAGGGAGUCAUAAACGAUCAGGAUGAGCCGACAUGUAGCUUAAGACAAGAAUUCGAUACGAUGUUCUACUGUUAUAGCAUCGGAGGCCAAGCAACAAACUACUAUCGUUAUGGUACGCGCAAAGACUGUAAGCGAUAUCGAGACAAUCUCAGAUUUUGUUGGCGAACGAAAUUCAUGAAUUCUGAAGAGAAGAAGAAGGCAUUCAAAGAGCGCGCAGAACAAAAAGAGGAAAAGUUGAAAGAUGGACCUAAUUGUCUGGAUAUCUGGGAACUGAGGGAGCAACCACCAGUCGAUUUCCCGCCGGUCGUUGAUUAA